This is a messenger RNA of Pelagomonas calceolata, 1537 nucleotides long. Lineage: Eukaryota; Pelagophyceae; Pelagomonadales; Pelagomonadaceae. The record is from the annotation of a GenBank genome assembly.
CAAACCAGCAGCACAAGUGCCCAAGGAGGGCGACUCGCUCCUGCAGAAGAAGCACACCCCGUUUAGCUUUCCACGCGUCAAAGCGAAGUCGUCAAGGUUGAUUUGUAGCAGUUGCAGACACUGCUCUCCCUCUGCACUCGCGAGCAGAGAGCGAGGCAGCAGUGCGAAGCUAAAGAGCGAAUACAUGGCAUCGCUGCUCGACCGCAUAGGAGACGCUCCGAUCGCAGACGCCAGCUCCGACGAGCUGCGCUCGGCGGUCGAGGCGAUUGCCAACGCGAGCAGCGAUGCGUACACGGAGUGGGCCCGGCGGACGCUGCAGAUUGCGGUGCACGACUGCUACCGGUUGAGUGGUGGCGGAGGCGAUGACCGCGGCGUCGUCGCGGCGCGCGCGAUCGACGCGUCGCCGUCGCAGCCCGUCGAGCUCGUCGUGGUACCGUUCGACGCGAUGCUGCACGCGACGGCGGCGCUGGUCUGCAACUCGCAAGCCGAAGCGGCGGCGGCGAAGGCGUUCGCCGUCGUCGCAAACAAGCUCACGAGAGAAGACGACGUGCUCGCGUGCCGCCUGCUCUUCGAGCGGCACCUGGGCGACCGCUCGCGGUGGUUCCAGCACGUGCGGCGCCUGCCCGACAUGCCCGACCACUGUGUCCUGCGCUGGAGCGACGCGGAGCUCGCGGAGCUCGCGGGCUCGGACGCGCGGCUCAUGGCGGCCAGAUGGCGCGAGCAGGUCGCGGCCGAUUUCAAGGAAAUUGAAGCCGCCGCCGCCGCCGCCGGUCCAAAGCGCGAGGCGUUCCCCUGGCUCGAGGUCGACGCGUACCGUUGGGCGAUAAGCAUGGUCUUCAGCCGCGCGAUCACGGUGCGACGCGGCGCGGGCGCGAUCAAAGCGCUCGUGCCGGUCGUUGACAUGUUUAACCACGACCCGGCGGCGCCCACGGCGCACGCCUUCGACGCGGCGCGCGACGCGCUCGUCGUCCGCCGCGAGGCGCCGGCCGCGGCGGGCGCCACGCUCUCGAUCGUCUACGAGCACGCGACGGCCUCGCGGCUCCUGCUGCUGUACGGGUUCGUACCGCCGCUGGCGCAGACGCAGCACGCAGGCCGCGACGUCUUCGCGGGCCUGGCGCCCGACGCGCCGAAUCGCGUCGAGAAGCUCGCCGUCCUCGCCGGUUUCGGCGUCAAGGCCCAGGCCGCGGGCGAGGAGCCGUUCGUCGUCUCGGAGGCGGACCCGCUGCCCGACGCGCUCGCGCUGACGCUCUACGCGCAGCGCUGCGACCUAGACGCGCUCGGCCGCCUCGUCGCCGACCGCGCAGACCGCGACGCGGCGACGGCGCGCGCGGGGCUGGGCGACCUCGUCGCGGCGUGCGACGCCAUGCUCUCGGGCUACCCGUCCAGCGAGGCCGAGGACCUCGCGGCCCUCGCUGACGGCGGCCUCGAGCCGCGGCGCCGGCUCGCGCUCCUCGUCCGCGUGCCAGAGCGGCGCGCGCUCGUCGCCUGUCGCCGCGAGGCGGCCGCUCGGCGCGAGGCGGUCGCAGACGUCGACUAG